Molecule: messenger RNA, 4917 nt
Organism: Camelus dromedarius (Arabian camel)
Lineage: Eukaryota; Metazoa; Chordata; Mammalia; Artiodactyla; Camelidae
Gene: ITFG2
Product: integrin alpha FG-GAP repeat containing 2
Exons: 12
Coding region: 2924-4279 (451 amino acids)
Biological process (GO): regulation of TOR signaling
Cellular component (GO): KICSTOR complex
Molecular function (GO): protein binding
Source: RefSeq, a predicted model, not a curated record
GCGGUGUGCUGCGUGCUGCGUACGGCGUAGGAGGGAGCGGCGUGCGUCGUACGGCGUGCGUCCUGCGUUGUGCGCGGUGCGCGUGCGCGCGAGGACUGCGUGGUGGGUGGGAGGGCUGUUCGGGCAGCUUCCGUGGUCUGGUACACCACCUGGUUCGGUCGCUUGUUCUCCGUAGGAGCCAGUAGACUCUGGUGGCCGGGUUCCCGGCUCCCCGCUCCUGUCGCUGUGCGUCCUUCGGGGCCCCUGUCCGGUUCAGAGUCUCAGAAUGGGCUCCCAGCGCGCGCGCGGCGCCUUCGGGAGCGUCUGCCGUAAUGCCGGGUCCACCGGGCGGCCCUCGGCGCCUGGCCGGGGCGUCUCAGCCCGGCGGGCCCACCACCAAAGCACUUCACCUCGGUUGUUACCAAAGCACUGUCCAUCUAGCUUUCCUCCUCUCGCAGUCCUUCCUUUAAAAUCUCGUCGUCUACGUGAGUUAAUGCGGGGAAAGCAGGUAGAACCGUGUCUGGGACGCGGCUGACGGUCAGCAAGGGUUGGCGCCGUCGUCAGUGUUUGGUCCUGAACUGCCCGUGAUGGGCCAGGGGCUCUGCUACCUUGUGGCAAAUCCGGGAUGAGCAAGACAGUUCCCGCCUUCAGGUAGCUCAUCAGCAGGUGGGGUGAUAGUGACAAGAAUAAGGAAAUGCAAUGAGGUGCACUGAUUAGAAUGUGUAGAGUCCUGGGGUGGAGCCCCAAAGGGGCUGAGGGCGUCUGAUGGUGUGAGACUUUUUUCCCAUUGUCUCUAUUUCAUAUUUUUAAUGCAAAGCUCACUGUUGCCCUCCUCUCCUGCCCUCUGCCCCGCGUCUCUACCCUGCUUCCCUGCUUCUCAUUCUCACUGUUCUGUGCUCUUUACCCUGGAAAAUAAACAAGGGCUAAACCGCCCCCACCCCCAUCUCCCCACAGCCUUUUUUGUGCUGUGGUGAAGAAGGUAUUUUAUGAGGCCUCUUUCAGCUCUUCCUUUAGGGAGGAAAAAGUUAUUCUCAUAAAUUUGUAUUAUGUUUUCUGAGUUUUCACUUUUUUUUGUAUGCUACACAGUAGAAUUUUAUGAGAAAAGUCAAAGGAGGCAUUUUAACAUAGUAAAUUAACAGGGUGACUUUAUGCAUUGUCUUCCAUUUUAUCCAGUUGUCUUCUUUGUUUAAUGCCUUUUUUCAUAGCUUCAUAGUAUCAGUUUUUUGGAAAUUGUACUUAUAUAAGUGAAUUGCACACUUAGUUCUGCAAUAUUAGGUAUAUUAUACUACUUUUUUUUUUUAACCUUAGUUGUAAGCUCCACUCUUGUGAGCUUUGUGAUGGUAGGAAUUUUUUAUCUGCUUUUUCCACUGCUGAAUUCCCACCCCUUAAGAAUAGUGCCUGUCAUGUAGUGGGCACUCAGUGUUGAAUAAAUGAGGAUUGUUAUGAAAGGCAAAUGUUGUUAUGUAUCUCAAAACAAUUUGAAGGGCUUUGCCUGUUAUUAAUAAAUAUGAUUGAAAAAGGGCAAGUAGGUGAGGUAGUUGGCUGGUGAGCAUCAGGUGUGGUACACUCGGCCUGCGUGAGUGUGGGUAGAACUUUGUUACUGGCUCCUCUGGGCCAGCAUUUGGAAAUUUGGGGCAGGAAAAGGACUUCUUUCAUCCUAAUAAACCAUUAGCCUAAAAGUAUUUGCAAGUAAUUUAUUUCCUGCUAAGACAGAGGGAGGGAGUACACACUCUCCAGGACCCCACUGAAGCCUGGCUACACCUGGCGAGAGACAGUCUCUCGAAGGCUGAAGCAGAUCACAGGAAGGCCUCACUUCCUCUCCCUGUUGGCAUUUCCGGCUGAUGGUGUCCUCUCCAGCUGGGGUUCUUGGUGUCACUGAGUAACCUCCAGAGGCCAGAGCCAGGAUGGACCCCAGAGGAGCAGAAUGGCUGGGGCGCAGGUGGGCCACCCUGGAAAUGGCCUCGUCCAGGACACCUGCCAAUGUCUCACCGUCUGCCCGGCUGAGUCCCAUCUCCUUGCUCACUGCACUUACUAGACAGUUUUGUGAUUUUUAACCCUGUGUCUGUGCCCUUGUUGAACUGCGAGGUGCUUCUCAACACAGCUGUUAAAACUGUGAGCCAGUGGCAUUUAUCUUUGUACCCCUGAUUGUCCAGCUUUACCUGAAAACCCCAGAGCCAACUGGGUAUUCUCUUUCAUUCUGAUUUCGUUGUUUAUUUAAAAAAAAUCUUUUUUGUCAUUUGCCUAUCAACUAAAUAUUUAUGAAGGGUCUACUAUGGACUAUGGCUUUUGUGGAAUCAAUGUAUUAACCGAUCGUAGGAAAGACGCUGAGAUCCUGAGCCUUGGAGGCAUUUAACUGGAAGCCAGAAACCGCCUGGCAUUAGUGCUGACUGUAUGCCAGUCACCAUCCUAGGUGCUUUCCUCUGUCGGCUUGGUUCUCACAACAUCCUUAUGAGGUGGACAGUCUUAUGAUCCUUGUUUUAUAGAUGAAAAAAUCUUGGCAAAGAGGGCUGGGUUCACAUUCAGGUGGCUGCACUCUGAGCCCUGCACAAGUCCUCUGGGGCGGCUGUAACGGAAACAUCCGGUGUAGAGGGUUGGAUGUCGAUAAACUUGUUCUAUGCUUCUGUGUUGUACUAUUCCCAGCAGAAACUCCUGUAACUAAUGAAAAUACGAUAAAUCUGAGAUUCAGCUCAAGUAAAUCAUUAUUUAUAAACCCCAGUUUAUUUCUUGCUUUUCCUUACUGUCCAUGCAUUACGACUUUGUUGCCUUCAGAAUUAAACUGCUUGAGAGUCUAAUACUCACUGUUUUGAGGACAGUCCCCCCUAAGCGGGAAUCAUGAAACUGUUUGUGGAAGUAGGGUUUGGAGCCAGCUGGUUAUCAUCGUUGUCUCCUGGGAACGGUGACCAGCCUUUGGGGAACCCCUGGGAAAUGGAGAGACCAGAUGUAAAUGGUGAAGAGUCUCCAGACCCUCCUGAGAGCUUGGCCACCGCGUGGGGGCACCAGAGCCCCAGAGCUUGGAUGCUUCCCCGCUGCUCACUCAGCACACCAGCAUCAAAAGUUAAAUGAACUGGUGGUGGGAGACACCAGCGGAAAGCUGUCUGUGUAUAAGAGUGAUGACAGCCGGCCGUGGCUCACCUGUUCCUGCCAGGGAAUGCUCACUUGUGUCGGUGUUGGAGAUGUAUGUAACAAAGGGAAGAACCUGGUGGUGGCCGUCAGUGCCGAGGGCUGGUUUCACUUGUGUGACCUAACACCUGCCAAGGCCCUGGGUGCUUCAGGGCACCACGAGACCCUCGUGGGGGAGGAGCCCCGCCCCGUCUUCAAGCAGCACAUCCCUGCCAACACCAAGGUCAUGCUGAUCAGCGACAUCGACGGCGAUGGCCGCUGCGAGCUGGUGGUGGGUUACACAGACCGCGUGGUGAGGGCUUUCCGCUGGGAAGACCUGGGUGACAGCACUGAGCAUCUGACCGGGCAGCUGGUGUCACUCAAGAAAUGGAUGCUGGAGGGUCAGGUGGACAGUCUCUCAGUGACUCCAGGGCCCCUGGGCGCUCCCGAACUGAUGGUGUCUCAGCCAGGCUGUGCUUAUGCAAUUCUGCUGUGCACCUGGAACAGGGAUGCUGGGCCUGCCCCCACCUCCGAGGGGCUGGCGGAGGGCACUCGGGAGACCCCAGCUCCCCGAGACGUGGUACUGCACCAGACAUCCGGCCGCACCCACAACAAGAAUGUCUCCACUCACCUCAUUGGCAACAUCAGGCGAGGCGGAGGCCACAGCCCUGAGAGCGGUGCCUCUGGCCUCUUUGCCCUCUGCACCCUGGACGGGACGCUGAAGCUCAUGGAGGAAGCAGACAGACUGCUGUGGUCGGUGCAGGUGGACCACCAGCUUUUUGCCCUCGAGAAACUGGACGUCACGGGCAAUGGGCACGAGGAGGUGGUUGCCUGUGCCUGGGACGGACAGACGUACAUCAUCGAUCACAACCGCACCGUCGUCCGCUUCCAAGUGGAUGAGAACAUCCGCGCCUUCUGUGCAGGCCUGUACGCCUGCAAGGAGGGCCGCAACAGCCCCUGCCUGGUGUACGUCACCUUCAACCAGAAGAUCUACGUGUACUGGGAGGUGCAGCUUGAGCGGAUGGAGUCUACCAACCUGCUGAAGCUGCUGGAGGCCCAGCCGGACUUCCGGGGCCUGCUGCGGGAUCUGGGCGUAGGUCCUGACGACCUCCCGGCCGCCCGUGCCCUACUGCACCAAACCCUCUACCACCCGGACCGGCCACUGCAGUGUGUUCCCACAGGCCUCCAGGAUCCCACCUAGCUGGCCCAGCCCUCUUAGCGGAACCAGGGUCCUCCUGAACUUCCGCACCCCCACAAGGUAUCUGUGGUGUUUGCACGACAGGGAUGUCCGUGACAGGAGGGACAGCGGCAACCCCAGGGUGACUGUGAACUGUGGACCUCGUGGUCUGCUGGGGAAAAGAUAAAGUGACCCUCUGCCCAUUUCCUCGUGCACUCGCCCAUCAGAGCAGGGUCCCCGACCUCACUCCACAUUACCUGGCACUGCUCCUCCCCAGAGCUCCCCACUCUUGUUGUGUGGGAGACAGACUUGUUUGUGAGCUGUAACACACUUUGCUGCAACAGAGCCGUGACAGUAAGGGCUCCGCCGCAUCCCACGUGCUGGCUCCACGGCACAGCUCCAAGUCACUGACACUAGUGGUUGUCACGGGAGUGGCAGCUACACACUCUCUUCCACUUAUUAUGGGGUUACAUCCUGAUAAACCGUCGAGAGUUGAAAAUACCAUAAACCAAAAGUGCAUUUAACGCACCUCCUCUACUGAAUGUCACAGCUUAGCCUUGCCUACCAUGAACGUGCUCAGAACACAUACAUCAGCCUAUGCUUAGGCAAGAUCAGCUCCCACAAAGCCUAUUUUGUAAUAAAGAGUUGAGUACCUCACGGAA